GAGAUGCUAUCUCGAGAAAAAGAAGGUCUAGCAGUUGCUGCUUAUAAAGAUGACGAACUUGUGGUCGACCUCUGGGGUGGAUAUGCCGAAAAAGCUGCGUUUCGAGCGUGGAGCCGCGAUACGAUGACUGUUGUUUUCUCGUCAACAAAAGCGAUUGGUGCACUGAUCAUUGCGAUUUUGGUAAGCCGUGGGCAUCUGCACUAUGAAGAUAAGGCUGGAUUAAUAAGCUUUGAUGGUGAACUGAGCAUUGAACAAGCUCGCGAUCAUCAGUACGUAUCGCGACUUAUCGAAAAUGAGAAUCAAACUUACUAA
Messenger RNA from Gongylonema pulchrum, 312 nucleotides. The record is from the annotation of a GenBank genome assembly. Lineage: Eukaryota; Metazoa; Nematoda; Chromadorea; Rhabditida; Gongylonematidae.